This is a messenger RNA of Ilyonectria robusta, 3738 nucleotides long. RefSeq lists its product as uncharacterized. The record is from RefSeq and is a predicted model, not a curated record. The coding region runs from base 1 to 3738 and encodes 1245 amino acids. The transcript is spliced from 4 exons. NCBI's taxonomy places the organism in Eukaryota, Fungi, Ascomycota, Sordariomycetes, Hypocreales, Nectriaceae.
AUGGGCUUCCACGACUCUUUCGGCGACGAUGCCUGGGCUUCCUGGUCCACAGGACCCCGAAUCUCAUAUGACCGGUCGUCCCUCGAUCGACCGAGCCUACAUCUUCCCGACUCCGCUCGUCAGCGCCUCGACCGACUUUCAAUGAAUCCAGCAAGGAAUGAGGGGGGCCAGGGUUCCAACCCCGUGCCCGCAAAGCCUACUCCAACAGGGCGCGGAAGGCUAGCUAGCAGACACGAAGAGGUUGAUCCUAAUGAGUUCGUCGACGAGGAGCCCCAGCCAGAACUGAAGCAGCCGCGACGACAUCUCCUGACACUGAAGAUCCCGAAGGGCAAGAACUUCAGCGAGCCUUCCUCUGCCAUCACUGACAAUGGAGAAUCUCGUCCAUCGACAGCUUCUUCAGAGGAGUCCUGGCACACCGGCAAGAUGCCCCCCACAGACUCCGGAUACGCAUCUGCACCUAAUCUGGAUCGGUAUUCGCACGCAAAAUCCUCGACUGCGCAAGCCCGGAGCCCUGCCUCUAACAAAUCUCCAGCCGCAAUGAACGACAUUGAUAUCGACGAUACCAGAACUCUGUACUCAGCUGGGACUACCGCUGCGCCUUCGCGAGUGCAGAUUGCCGAGAUUUGCAGUGACAUCUAUAGCAAACUGAGCGACUGCCUCAACGCCAAGACAUGGCCCAUCGUAGCCAAGGUGCUUCCUGACCUGGUUAAGGCUUUCGCUGUCAAGCUGGGAAGCGACUCUACUGCGCAAGUCAACCAAGACGUAAUGUAUUUCGUUCAUAAGCGACACAAAGAAGUAGUUGCCCGAAUUGAAGCGAUGUUUCGUCAUGACAUUGACGACCAACCAGAGGAUCGCCGAGAUAUUCCCGAAGGAAUGCCCCUGCUUGACAAGAUGGCCAUGUGGCAAAGCAAGGUUGGCGAAGACCACACACAUGCAACCGAAAGCGAUGAUUGCUUCAAAGGAGUCAAGGACUACGAAUCCGACCCCAUUGAAGAGAUCAAUCUGCCCGAGUACCACAAGGUCAUAUUUGACAGCGAGGCCUACAAGUGGUUCCUUACCAGUUUUAGGAAGGAAGUUAUUCUGCAGUGGGGAGCGUCGCACUCACGCAUCAUGACGGAGAGUAUUCGCUGCAAACUUCUUGAGAAGCUCCCGACUGGAACCAUCAGCUGGCGACAUGCUCCUAGCUCUCAUGAAGUUACUUUCGUUCUUCAUUGGCACCAAAACAUGCAAUUGCGCCUCGGGCGUGAAAAUAUUGAGCUGCCGUCAUGGCCAGCUCACUCAUUUUCAAGUUUUGUUGUUCUGACGGGUUCACCGGAGGAGGCGCAGGCACUUACCAUGAAGCAGUACAUGAAUCAGACAUGGCCGACUAAUGGUUUGCAAAUAUUCAAUCUUCUACAAGAGGCGAUUUCCAGCCCCAAUAGUCUGUAUUCCGCCGGGUCGCCGCCUAAUGCACCAAUUGUCGCAAGAGUAUUUGGCUCUAAACUCACGGUUACAGCCGCUGGACCGGCGUACUUCAUCGCGGAAUGCGGUGAACAGCUCGCUUGGCUAGCGUCUGCUCUUGCAAGCAGUACUCGAGAUGUCAUCGCUCACUGCACGCCCUCCGUCGCAAAUUUCGAUAUUCGGGCUACGCCUCCACCAAACUCGACAUACCGUGGUAAAUGCGAUGUUAUACUCGAAAUCACUCAUGUGGCUAGUUUAGAUGGCUCUAGACCAAGGGAACAGAAUUCUUGGGAAGCUGUGGUUAGGGGGAAUAACCUUAUCAAAGGGUAUCCUAUCUCUCGGCGACCAGAGGGAUUCCCAGGCCUAGAACUUUCCUUGGACAUUCUCUUGUAUUUGAUGCAGGCUAAGGAGGUUUGUAUCUCUGGCGGACACGUCUUGAUCAGAGGGCCAGAGAGGACGCUGAAAUUGGUGAAGCAGACUGACAAGGUCUGUCUUUGGCAUCCUCUUGACACUGUCACCCGGGGCUGUUUCUGUAAUCAGCUUCCCACUAGAGUCGAUAUUUCGAAUCUAGAGACGGAUCGCCACGUUCUAGGGAGUUGCGAGCGCCAGGAUGCUCGACCUGAAAACGCUGACAGAGUCUCCACGAUCGCCGGCUCAUCUGAAGAUAUGGUUCCCGAAGAUUAUGGCGUCGCCGGGAUAAGUCAUCUAGACGCAGCAGGGAGUGAGUCUCAGCGUCUCGCAGCGUUUCGCCGGAACGAGGCAGACUCCGUCCUUCACGGCAGUCGAAGUGGAGAGAUGGUUCGGAGAUGGUCGACGAGCCGUGGAGUCGAAUAUCCAAUCUCGGAAGAUUGCCUACCCACCUCUCAGAUGGGUCUCUCAGAAAGCAAUGGAGAUUUUCCAUCAGUGGUAGCAUCAGAAUCGGGUGAUGACUCUUUCGACACAGACCAGCUUUCAAUAUCGGAUUCUUCCGAGGACAUUAAACCCCUGGAUGCCAACGAGCCGUUAUACCCCAUUCUAAACCAUGUGCUCCAUCAACUUCUUUCCGGAUUUCGAAGUUGGACACAACAUCCGUCGUGUGCCAGCGGAAGUGGUUCAGGAUCUGGCACGUCGGCAAGUGCACUGGGACUGUCAAGCAGCAGUGCUGGAGGUACUCCUAGUCAGAGUCGUCCAAAGAGAAAACGAGGGAAAGACGACAGUGAUGACGCCGAUCAAAAUGGGUUCCGAAGACCGCCGAAAAAGAAAAGCAAUUGCGAUCCUGGUGAUGCUUCGAAGAAGUCGUUUGCAUGCCCUUACUUGAAGAAAGACCCCAUCAAACACGGCAGCUGCUGUGCGAAGAAGCUGAGCAGGAUUCGAGACGUGAAGCAGCAUCUCGCCAGGCGACACACGCCCGAGCGGUAUUGCCAGCGCUGCUUAGAAACCACCUUUGCGGAUGAGCAAAGUCUGCAGGUGCACAUCGAUCUGCGAAUAUGUCUCAGCCGGGAUCCCUCUAUGCUAGAAGGGAUAUCGUACUAUCAACACCGGCAGCUUUCGAGAAAAUCUGACUCGAGUCUCGGCGAAGAGGGCCAAUGGUUUGCAAUUUGGGAGAUUCUUUUCUCCGGACGCAUGAAACCAAGCUCACCGUAUAUAGACGCUGGUUUUUCGGUGGAGAUGCGUCUCUUCCGUGAAUACAGUUAUAGCCGCGGCCCAGCCAUGGUCAGAGAACAGAUCGAGUUGAGCACGGAUUUCUUGAGACAGGACAUUACAGAAGCACAGCGACUGGCCUUGGAUCGAGUAAUUGCCGAGGGCAUCAGCCGCCUGUUUGAGGAUUGGCGGUCGGCUCAACCUGCCGGCUCACUAUCUUCAAGGCAUCAGAGUAACUAUUUCCAGCGAACAGGACAAGGAACACCGAUGACCUCCGUUGCGGAUAGUGGUGUGGCAAUGGGGAGUCAAUUCUCCUCCUCUGGAGAAGUCAGGUCUCAAGGGGGAAUCACUCAAUCUUCGAGCAUGCUGGAGUUGACCUUUCCGCCAACGGCAACUACGACGGGAGUGGAAAUUCAAGCUUCUUCAACAGCGCAAGACGUCGCCGUGGAAUUAUCUCAAAACCAUGAACAGGAUUGGCUUGCCCUCCUUUCAAAUCCAGACAACUUGGAAUACCACCUCGGCGCCGGAAACGAGCAUAACUUUGAUCAUGCGUUCAAUCCUGGGGUGCUUGAUUUCGAUCCGCCACAAACGAGUCUUGGAGGAGUUGGUUAUUAUUCUCAGCCAGGUGAAAAUAAGGGACCAGAUAUGGAGAGCCGACGAGACCUAUAUUUGCUAUGA